Molecule: messenger RNA, 4383 nt
Organism: Tyto alba (common barn owl)
Lineage: Eukaryota; Metazoa; Chordata; Aves; Strigiformes; Tytonidae
Gene: DDB2
Product: damage specific DNA binding protein 2
Exons: 13
Coding region: 1761-3425 (554 amino acids)
Biological process (GO): response to UV; DNA repair
Cellular component (GO): nucleus; Cul4-RING E3 ubiquitin ligase complex
Molecular function (GO): damaged DNA binding; protein binding
Source: RefSeq, a predicted model, not a curated record
GUUUGUUUGUUUGUUUUGUUUUGUUUUGUUUGUUUGGGUUUUUUUCUUUUUCCCCCCCCUGCUCCAGCUGGUUCUUUACUACACAAGCUCUCUUUUACUAAUCCAUUUGGUUUUGGGUAGCCAGGCAGCCAAGUGCCAUGCUAAAAUUUACAGUGUACAGUCCAGCCAAGCAACCCUUCAUUCUCGAUGUGUGGUCUCCUGUCCAUUAGUUAGGUUUUUGGCAGGAAUUUCUGAUGUACAAACAUUCCUUUAGGGGACUUGUUCACACCAGCUGCAGUAUGCCCCUAUUUCUGGAAACCUUGAAGCAGCCCAGUAUGAUCAGGUGGUCAUGUUUUCCUAGGACAAACAAAUCUGUUCAGACUUUGUCCCAUGGAAUUUCAGGUUGUUUGUACUGUAAUCAGAGGUCCUGUCUGCUGGACAUUUCUGUCCUCAUAGCAGGUUCUGACCACACCUACCUCCAUCCCUCAUUAGAGCUUGACUAGAACUCAGGAGAGGAAUUGAAGUCAAGCCUCCACCUUAUCCUUUGUAACUCCCUUCUAGAAUUUUUUGACCUUUUAUGAAAAGCUAGCAUUAACGUUUGAAAAUAUCCAGGCUACCGAGGUAAAUUUCAGUAUUCAUUAUAGCCCAUCUCAGGUCAUUUUAUCCCUCUCAUCUCCCAAGCCUGGCAGGCAAGCUUUCUUCACCUUCACAUUGUGUUAGGACAAAGCAGCAGCAAGUGAUGCAGUUGUGGGUCAGCGAGUGGAACACUUGCAGUUACAGUACAACACUGAUGAUACUUUACCUGGGACAGAGUACUGAAAGUAGAGACUAGAUCCUUAAAUAAAUCCAAGUGCUUAUACACUGACAUCUCUAAUUACACGGCAUAAGCUUAGAGGUUUCUUCAAAUAUUGGAACUAGAGUAACAGAUAAAUUCAUAGCUAAAGCCAGGCUUUUUAAAUGUCUGUUGCUUGGAUCUUUAAUUGCCUUUUGGGAAUACUUUCUCUUUUCUUGAGAAAUGACAUUACCGAGUCAGAACAAAAUGCUUUAGCCUUGUUCUUUUGGUUUGCACCCCUCUCCCCCCUUCAUGAAGUACAGCGGUAGGGAUAUUUUGAGCAAGACCUUUCAACAGCUGAUGCAUUUCUGUGGUCCAACAAAAAUGCUGAAGAGCAUUGGUCUCAGAUCUCUUUGUCCAUGGCAGACUACAUUUCAAGGGAUCCAGUGUAAAACCUGUAAAAGGUUAGUUUCUGCUCUGUCUAGCAGGCAGGCAACAAGUGUUUGUGAUUCUUUCAUCUCUCAUUAAGUUAACAGUGUUUGAAUCUGUCCAUCCCCACCUCCUUUUCAGACUCCACUUGUUAAACAUCCAUUUUGGCUCACGAGCUGCUGUUAACAUUCUGCAAUCAUUUAAUCCCAAACGCUCGCCUCUGACUUCAGAAUUCCUUACCUGUAUCACCCCUUUUCCAAACAGCUCUGAAGCAGUUUGCCCUGGUGUGGCUGGCGGAGGACGGACUGCGCUUUGCGAGUCUGACUUAACCAAGUUCCUCACAGAUGCUAACCCAGGAUAAGAAUCUCACUACAGAAGCUACUGCAAACUCACAAUGCAUCUCAACAACAGUUUCAAGCAGAUGUAGUAGACAAGAACCUGAAAGAAGAUCAUCAUCAAGGUGGUUCUGAAGUUCAUCCGAUUCCCUGCACAGUUCUGAGUCCCAAACAAGCUGUAGAAGUGAGUGCAACCAACUUUCUGAAGUGAGAGCUGAACAAGGGAUGCUACUGCUGGGAGACAAAUGGAGCAGGGACAGAAAGCGCACGUCUUUGCUGGAGAUAACGCGGAUAACACUGCUAGAGUUUUCUUCGGGAUUAAUACACCGAACAUCGGAAUCGAUACAGGUCUUUCAGUCUACUUUAAGAAGCGGUCAGACAGAAUGGCUCCAGUGAACCAGCCAAAGGACAAGAAGCAUGAGAGGGCACAUGAGCACUGGCCCGAAGAGGCAAAAUCAGCUGGGAAGAGGAAACUGGACCACAAGGAACUAGGGAAUGAGCCACUGGCAAAGAGGUUGUUUCUGAAAAAAACAUCCAAACCCCCAGAGAAAAUCGGUUGGAGCAGAGAUGGGUCUGUGGUGAGAAACAACAGAGUCCUUUUCCAUCAGCUGGAGCGGCAGUGCAGCAUUGUCCAUUAUGUCUACCAGAACAUGCUGGGAGGCUCCAUUCGGGCACAGCUCAGGCAGUGCUUGCAGCUGCCCUUUCUGCGUUCUCUUGCCUCGUACCGCCUCUUUCGAACAGCAAGUCCCUUUGACAGGAGAGUGACAUGCCUGGAAUGGCAUCCAACACACCCCAGUACUGUAGCUGUUGGUUCCAAAGGUGGAGACAUCAUCCUUUGGGACUAUGAAGUACUUACUAAAACCUGCUUCAUAAAAGGGAUGGGAGCUGGAGGGGCCAUCACAGGAAUGAAGUUUAACCCUUUUAACCCUAGUCAGCUGUACACUUCGUCAGUUGCCGGCACUACCACCCUGCAGGAUUUUAAUGGCAAUACUGUCCGGGUCUUCACCAGCACCGAGGACUGGGAUUGCUGGUAUUGCAGCGUUGAUGUUUCGGCAAGCUGCCGUGCAGUGGUGACGGGUGAUAACGUGGGCAAUGUGGUCCUGCUCAGCACUUCUGGUGAAGAGAUUUGGAAGCUGAAAUUGCACAGGAAGAAAGUGACUCAUGUGGAGUUUAACUCCCGAUGUGAGUGGCUGCUGGCCACAGCGUCUGUGGAUCAGACGGUCAAAAUCUGGGACCUCAGAAACAUCAAAAACAAGAUGAAUUUUCUUCACGUGCUUCCUCAUGACAAACCUGUCAAUGCAGCUUACUUCAGCCCAACAGACGGUGCCAAGCUCCUGAGCACAGACCAGCGCAGUGAAAUCAGGGUUUACUCAUCUUCAGACUGGACCAAGCCACAGCAUCUGAUCCCACAUCCACAUCGGCAGUUUCAGCACCUCACACCUAUCAAGGCAACGUGGCAUCCUCGCUAUGACCUCAUUGUGGCAGGGCGCUACCCAGACCCCAAGUUCCCAGGGUACACCGUGAACGAGCUACGAACUGUUGACGUAUUCGAUGGAAACACCGGGGAGAUGGUUUGUCAGCUCCAUGAUCCAAAUGCUUCUGGCAUCAUCUCGCUCAACAAAUUUAACCCUAUGGGAGACACGCUGGCUUCUGGCAUGGGCUUUAAUAUUCUGAUCUGGAGCCGGGAGGAGAUGGUGGCCAAGAAGCAAGAACAUCUUUUGAAAGCCAUGACAGAACAGGGGAUUGGAAGCUGGAGUUUGUCCAGACGUGGAGGGCAGAGGCAGGCAAACCCUGGGACAAGCAAACUCAAAGCUAACUUACUGUCUUGGGAGCUGGAAGAGAUGAGAACAAAAAGCAAUGAUUCUAAAUCACAGGGAAGGAAGCGAAAAGGGAAGGAUCUAGGGAACUGAUUGAGACUUUUUGGUCCUUUCUGGAUCACAGGGUACAAAUUCAGUGUUGGCAAUGGGCAGUAUAAGCCAUGCAGGGCAUUAGACGUCUACAUUGUCCUUCUCUAGAUCUGCUCUUGCUUCCCUGAGUCUCUGCUCCCCCUUCUAGAAAGUUGUGUCAGUACUCAGUUCUUCUUCCAAGUGGAGUUACCACCUGUUUUCUGAGGUGCUAGGAAAACUUCAGAGACGUUCUCAGAUCCUGCUGAAGUUCCUGCUUCCAGCCUGCCACGUCUGCUUUGCCAGCACUUAUCAGAGGUUACCUGUCUCCUGCAGUCUGCUGUGGAGCAGCUGGUGACGAGGUCCCCAGCCUGUUCUAGUCAAACCGAGCCGAGAAGCCCUUUGCUAACAAGAUCAAUGUCCUGAAAAGGUAGAAUGUUCAUAGGGGUGAGGCGGUGGGUAGCUUGGGGAACACCGACUUCCCCCGUAUGUCAGGCUUCUUGGAAAAUGCGCGUCUGUCAAGACCUCAGUCUUAACCUAUUCUGUGCUUGCAGCUCUUUAACUAGACCACAAAGAACAUGACGACGCCAGAGCUCUUUACCUGCCUCUUGGGAUGCAAGGGCACUAUGGAGCUGGGAACCUACCGAUUCUGUAGUUUCUCUAUUUCAUAGCUCUAGGCUUCCUCUUGCCACUGAUUAGGUAAUUUUUUUCACCCAUGCCUCUGUGCUUCAGAAUGUUGGAUAAAAGCAUUGUAAAGCAGAAAUGAGGAAUUUUUUCCAAACAUCCCUGCUCAGAGCCAAACCUCAAGACUGCUGUUAAACUGAAAAGUUUUGCUUUUUCUAGUUUGUUUACAAGGCUGCCUGGGGCCUUGCUGCUGUCCCAGAGGUUGAUGGAUGGGACGGGCUCCAGGCCUGUUCAGAUUCUCUGUGUUCACUUUUAUAGUUUCACAGUAUUGACUAUUAAUAAAGUUUUGUACUAAACUCAA